This is a messenger RNA of Vitis vinifera (wine grape), 1408 nucleotides long. Its product is annotated as G-type lectin S-receptor-like serine/threonine-protein kinase LECRK3. Bases 1 to 1284 code for a protein of 427 amino acids. The record is from RefSeq and is a predicted model, not a curated record. Lineage: Eukaryota; Viridiplantae; Streptophyta; Magnoliopsida; Vitales; Vitaceae. The transcript has a single exon.
AUGGCUGUUGCACUGCCUUUUGCUCUUUCCCUCAUGCUAUUGUCUCUGCUGCCAUAUCACACCCAUGCUCAAACUUACAGCAAUGUGACUCUGGGGUCAUCCCUCACUGCAGAGGGCAACAAUUCUUUUUGGGCUUCACCAUCUGAUGAAUUUGCUUUCGGGUUCCAACAGAUCAGAAAUGAAGGUUUCUUGCUGGCUAUUUGGUUCAACAAAAUACCUGAAAAGACAAUAGUCUGGUCGGCCAAUGGCAAUAAUCUAGUGCAAAGAGGAUCCAGAGUUGAACUCGCCACUGGUGGCCAGUUUGUGCUCAAUGACCCAGAAGGGAAACAGAUAUGGAAUGCCGUUUAUGCCAGUAAAGUCAGCUAUGCAGCUAUGCUAGAUACUGGAAACUUUGUGCUGGCAAGCCAAGAUUCAAUCUAUUUGUGGGAGAGUUUUGAUCAUCCAACAGACACUAUACUACCCACACAGAUGCUGGAUCUAGGCAGCCAACUUGUUGCCAGAUUCUCAGAAAAAAAUUACUCAAAUGGAAGAUUCCUGCUCAUAUUACAAGCUGAUGGAGAUCUCAUUCUUUACACUACAGCUUUCCCAACAGAUUCUGUAAAUUUUGAUUAUUGGUCAACUGGAACUCUGGGCAGUGGCUUUCAGUUGAUUUUUGACCAGUCUGGCUACAUUAAUCUUGUCACGAGGAACGGAAACAAACUUUCUGUAUUAUCAUCAAAUACAGCUUCAACAAAAGAUUUUUAUCAGAGAGCAAUUCUUGAAUAUGAUGGAGUCUUCAGGCACUAUGUCUACCCAAAGUCAGCAGACUCUAGUAGAGAGAAGUGGCCCAUGGCCUGGUACCCCUUGUCAUUCAUACCUGAAAAUAUCUGCAUGAGUAUUACAACAAGUACAGGCAGUGGAGCUUGUGGGUUCAACAGCUACUGUGAACUAGGAGAUGAUCAGAGACCAAACUGCAAGUGCCCACCUGGUUACAGCUUCUUGGAUCCAGAUAACACAAUGAGUGGAUGCAAACAGAACUUUGUGACACAAAACUGUGAAAAAGCAUCACAAGAAAAGGAUCAGUUUUAUCUUGAAGAGAUGAUUAAUACAGACUGGCCUCUUGCUGAUUAUGAAUACUUUCGACCAGUGACUGAGGAUUGGUGCAGAGAAGCCUGCCUUGGGGACUGUUUCUGUGCUGUUGCCAUUUUUAGAAAUGGUAAAUGUUGGAAGAAGAAAAUCCCUCUCUCAAAUGGGAGGAUUGAUCCUAGUGUUGGGGGCAAAGCUCUUAUCAAAACAAGGAUUUGAACCUCCUUAUCAGUUAAACUUAAACCCUUCCAUAUGAAUAUGUACUGUGUAUUGUUUGUAUUUUCUAUUGUUGCUACUCUUAUUCUAUAUGAUAGUUAAUAAAGCAAUGGUGCAUUUAAAAUAA